Molecule: messenger RNA, 3261 nt
Organism: Mus musculus (house mouse)
Lineage: Eukaryota; Metazoa; Chordata; Mammalia; Rodentia; Muridae
Gene: Vsx2
Product: visual system homeobox 2
Exons: 5
Coding region: 116-1258 (380 amino acids)
Biological process (GO): negative regulation of transcription by RNA polymerase II; regulation of DNA-templated transcription; retinal bipolar neuron differentiation
Cellular component (GO): nucleus
Molecular function (GO): DNA-binding transcription factor activity, RNA polymerase II-specific; sequence-specific double-stranded DNA binding; DNA binding
Source: RefSeq, marked reviewed
GAGCAUUAGACACCGGAGGGGGCACCUGGGACCAACUUCACGAAGCGGGGAGCCCGGCGGGGGGGCUUGGGGGAGCAAAAGACCCGCGGCCUCAGCCCCUCCAAAGAACCGGGAGAUGACGGGGAAAGCGGGGGAAGCGCUGAGCAAGCCCAAAUCCGAGACAGUGGCCAAGAGUACCUCGGGGGGCGCCCCGGCCAGGUGCACAGGGUUCGGCAUCCAGGAGAUCCUAGGCUUGAACAAGGAGCCUCCCAGCUCCCACCCGCGGGCUGCCCUCGACGGCCUGGCCCCUGGGCAUUUGUUAGCUGCGCGCUCCGUUCUCAGCCCGGCAGGAGUGGGCAGCAUGGGGCUGCUGGGGCCCGGGGGACUUCCCGGCUUCUACACACAGCCCACCUUCUUGGAAGUGCUGUCCGAUCCGCAGAGCGUCCACUUGCAGCCACUAGGCAGAGCGUCGGGGCCGCUGGACACCAGCCAGACGGCCAGCUCCGAUUCCGAAGAUGUUUCCUCCAGUGACCGAAAAAUGUCCAAAUCGGCUUUAAACCAGACCAAGAAGCGUAAGAAGCGGCGACACAGGACAAUCUUUACUUCCUACCAGCUAGAGGAGCUGGAGAAAGCAUUCAAUGAAGCCCACUACCCAGAUGUCUACGCCCGGGAGAUGCUGGCCAUGAAAACGGAGCUCCCAGAAGACAGGAUACAGGUGUGGUUCCAGAACCGCAGAGCCAAGUGGAGGAAGAGGGAGAAGUGCUGGGGCCGGAGCAGCGUCAUGGCUGAGUAUGGUCUCUAUGGAGCCAUGGUGAGGCACUCGAUCCCCCUGCCAGAGUCUAUCCUCAAGUCUGCCAAGGAUGGCAUAAUGGAUUCCUGUGCCCCAUGGCUACUGGUUCAAGAUGGCUUUCCCAGGCGCUUUUCUAAACCCGAAUACCAACAAUUCUUUUUAGGGAUGCACAAAAAGUCGCUGGAGGCAGCAGCUGAGUCGGGAAGGAAGCCCGAGGUGGAACGCCAGGCCCUGCCCAAGCUCGACAAGAUGGAGCAGGAGGAACGGGCCCCAGAGGCCCAGGCAGCCAUCUCCCAGGAAGAACUGAGGGAGAACAGCAUUGCCGCCCUCCGAGCCAAAGCUCAGGAACACAGCACCAAGGUUCUGGGGACUGUAUCUGGGCCUGACAGCCUGGCCAGAAAUGCUGAGAAGCCAGAAGAAGAGGACGCCACGGAGGAAGACAGGCCAGCUGAGAAGCUCAGCCCACCGCAGCUGGAGGACAUGGCUUAGGGCAAGGGCUGCUGGCCUCGGAACUGCUCUUCUCCAGCCCUGCAGCCCUGCGGUGUGGCGAGUUCUCUCUGAGGCAAGGCCCAUGUCUGGCUUCUGCCACACCUCCCCACACCUCAGGCCCGCAAUUACCCCCACGACUCUAGAAACAGACCAAUUCUGUCCGUAGCUUUGGACCAUGCUGAGACAUCCUGGACAUACUCCCGAUCCAGCGUCCUCAGCCUCAGCCCAGCUUCCCUGCCUCCAAAGCCUUCUUGCUACCCCGACAUCGAGGUCCUGCUACGUCAUCCCUGAGAGACUCUUGUCCAAGCCUAUCCCUUAUUCUCUGCUCUCUAAGCCUUCCUCCCCAGCUUAGCCCCCUCAUGGGCGGCUGCGCCCACUGCUGUAAACCCAGCCCACAGCCGGGCAGAGCUGUGAUUGGAUUGAGGCCCUGCCUCGGUGUCCCGAGCACCCCAGCACUUUGCAGGCAGGCUUUUCCCUCUUCACCUGUUCCUUCUCGCAGACCUGGACCCUGGCUGGCUCCUGCUGUGUGAAUGCACAGCCGGGUCACGUGGGUCCUGCUGUGAGGAUGCACUGCUCAGCUGGUCCACGGUGUAACCUCUGCAUUCUCUGCCCUGCCUGCUGAUGGGCAGAUUCAAGUCUAAACAGGGCAACUCUCAGAUUGAGUCCUUCCCCAAACCUGUCUCACGCCGUGCUGUAGAUCAUCCUCAGGCCUUCUCCGCACCGAGCCUGCCCUACAUGUUCCUCCUUUGCAGAGGUGGGCCACACCACCUUGUCAGUGUCUAGGCCCUGCAGCCUGAGGGCGGGGCGCUUCUCGGCAAUGCUGUGGCUUGCUUUACUGCUGGUGAGCCCUCACCCAGAGCUUUUGCACCCCAGGGCCUGGGUGUCUGAAGCAUUUUGACCCUUCUGCCUAUGACUUUGACUUGCUAGUUAAGGCUUCUUUCUAGAGCUUCCUGUAGCCCAGUGGCUCUCAAGCUUCCUAAUGCUAUGACCUUUAAUACAGUUCCUUGUGUUGUGGUGACCACCCCCCCCCAACCUUUAAAUGUAUUUCAUUGCUACUUCAUAACUGUAAUUUUGCUACUGUUAUGAAUCAAAAUGUAAAUAUUUGAUAUGUGGAAUAUCUGAUUAUGUGACUUCCUCCAAAGGGGCCAUGGGGGUCAUGACCCACAGGUUGAGAACUGCUGUUGUAGCCCAUUGGUUCACAUGUGCCUGCUUUAGAGAAAAUGGGUGCAGCUUAAAAGCCCCGGACAUGGCCUCACUUUGACCUAGGCAGUCCUAAAAGGCCAAGCCAAAAUCAGACCCACGCUAUCUAUCUAUACACACACGCACACGCACACAUGCACGCAUGCACGCACGCUGUAUAACAUGAAAGGUACGGGGAAAGCUCAAAGAACAAGGCAGGUAGCUAGUAAAAAAACCAGACUAAGCUACAGACGCUCAUAGCUCCGUGCCAGCUGUAUGCCCAGAAAGGUGUCCAUAGAUAAGGAGCCAUGUUGGACUGAAUGCCUUCUGCCUGCAAAGGAGUGGCACUGUCCAUACUGAUGGCAUGUCUUCAGAUGUCCCUGUCUGCAGAUGUCUCUGUCUGCAGAUGCCCCUUCCACCUGGCUUUAUACAUGUACUAGGGGUGCAGAGCCUUCUGGGGUCCUCUGCUCCUGUAUUCCCAGGCCAACCACAAGACCCCCUUUAUCCUGUGAAGUUACCCCACCUACCACUUCACAAAAAAGGCCCGGGCAGUGAGUUGUGAUUUUAAAUCUGUUUUGACAGUUGAUUUCUUCUUCGUUCUCUUCAUAGACUUCUCCCGCUUCUGAGUUCUUAUCUUCUCCCGGGUUGAGAUGUUGACUAUAGUCCUGGUGUGUAAAUAGUGUACAUAAUGUGAGAAGGAAGAAGCUGGACACUGAGGUGUUCGAAACACUGAAUUGUCAUAACUUUUAGGUAUUCAAAGCAUAAUUUCUGUGCUGUUUUCUGUAAAGACACAAGCAAGAAUAAAAUUCAUGCAAAGACUGCUA